Rhagoletis zephyria (snowberry fruit fly) is the source of this 1337-nucleotide messenger RNA. RefSeq names its product putative nuclease HARBI1. The record is from RefSeq and is a predicted model, not a curated record. NCBI's taxonomy places the organism in Eukaryota, Metazoa, Arthropoda, Insecta, Diptera, Tephritidae.
UACCGCAAUAUUGCAGCCCUGUUGCCUGUUUGCAACCCUAGUACUGAUACUCAGCUGAUACUCUGCUGUAACGUUGCAAAUUAUUAAUCCACAGAACGUGAUUGCGAUUAAGGUGUUGUAAUUUGUGCACUGCGAGAUGGAAAUGUUGAUAAAUUUAAUAAUUGAUGAAGUGGAGGAAGCUAGUAUCGAUUGUUUACUAAUGAAUCGGAAGAAAAGAAGAAUUAUCAUCAAAAGAAAAAAUUUGUUGGUACAAAAAAUAUGUAGAAAGAGGCGAGUCACAAAAGUGCAAAAUUUUUAUAAAACUAUUGAAAUGUACGAAUCCGACGUAUUUUUCUCCCACUUCAGAAUGAGUCGCGAUACGUUUGCUAAACUGAAUGAUGCUCUGGAGCCUUUCUGGUCACCGAAUAGUAGCAACUACUCCCUAAAGGCAUCGCUGUAUAUGACGCUAUGGAAACUAUCCAACAGCAGAGUAACAUAUCGCGAUCUUUCUGAUCGGUUUAAUUUAGGGAAAGGAACAGCCCACAAACUUUUUUUUUAAAUUGUAAGGACGAUAUGCUGCCUUAAAACCGAAAUUUCUUGGCCAACGAUUGCUGAGCAGCGAUUCGUGAUGGAAGGCUUCCAAACAAAAAGGGCAAAUUCCUUUCCCUUCGUUGUGGGAUGCGCUGAUGGCAUACACUUCAAAAUAAAUAUACCAAGUAAUGAUGCAGUCAGCUAUUAUGACCGCAAGGGUACUUAUUCUAUAAAUAUGCAGGCUAUAUGCGAUAGCAAUCUGCGCUUUUUAGAUGUAUUUAUCGGCUAUCCUGGAAGUUGCCACGACGCCAAUGUAUGGAGAAACAGUCCAAUUUAUAAGGGAAUAACAUCUGGAGAAGUUGAACUUGCAAGUGGAGCCGUAAUAUUAGCAGAUUCUGCAUAUCCACUAUCGAAAUAUAUGAUAGUACCCUUUAGAGAUAAUGGACAUCUUUCCAGCGAUGAAAGAAAAUUCAAUUACAUUCUCAGUUCUACCAGAGUACUAAUAGAGCAGGCCUUUGGGGUUUUAAGGUCAAAAUUUAGAAUUUUAAACCACAUCGAUGUUACAAGUUUAAAGAGCACUUCGGAAGUUGUAUUGGCCUGCACUAUAUUGCACAAUUUUAUAAUUAAGCAUUGUGGGGAUUCAAGCUUGGCAGAUGCUUUUGAGAACACCGGUGUAGAAUCAAAUAUUAUUACUGAGAGUAAUCAUGAAAUAGAAGUUAUUGAAAUUAUUAAUGACUAUAAUGAAGGAGUUGCUAGAAGAAAUGAACUAAAGAUGCUAUUUCUUUCAUGAAGUUUAUUCAUGUCAAUAUUUAUUCUUUUUAAAUUCA